CACCCUUAGUCCAAAAGACCAGAUUGAGUGUAUGCAGGUAAGGGGAACUUCCUCUCACCAAGCAAGAAACCUUCCUUACCCUCCCUGCUUUCACCAAGGACUGAAUAGGCCACCAGACAACCAACAAGUGUGCAGUUUCACAAGUACACACACACUCAAAUUAUACUAAAUCUCACAAACCCACCACAACACACCCUCAGUCUUCCCCGAAAGGCUCCCCCAAAGGGCAGCCCCCUUUGGAGUUACCGACCGCCAGCGGCAGCCUCGUGGCUUUAAGCCCGCCCCUGGUAAUGGCUGCAGGCAACACCUGCAGCUAAAAGUUCUUACCCAGCAACAGCAGGGCAAGAUCUUUGCUUCAAGAGGGCGGUGCUGGGAGAGAUGUUGGUCCUUGUUCCCAGCCCUCCUCCCUCCCUGUUCACACAAGCUCAGUCUUCUAAGAUCUUGCAUGAAUUACCGCUAUUCAUUCAUAAGGACCCUCACAACAUGGGGCUGGAAGUUCUGGAUUUGUGCCGCCUCUUCUGCCUCUCCUCCAAGGCACACAUUGUGCUGUCCCUGAAUCCUAAACACAUGCGUGGGCAGUACUGUUAGCCCUAGGAGGCCGGAGAUCCUCAUCCCAUAGAAAUAUCGGGAGAUCUUAGAAAACCUGAACUUCUUUAAUCGAGACACAUGGAUGGACCUCUACCCUGUAGACAGCCUCUCAGAAUUCUUGUCCUGCCUUCUGUGUUGGAAUUCUCGGGAGGAGCACUUCUCAUUGAGAGAUUCUUUCUCUUUGUAAAUUCACUCUGAAAUGCAGACACAUAAAUGGAAGCUUCCCUUCAGCCACUGCCAUAGGAAGGUAUUCCUCUUUGUUGGUACCAGCUCUCAGGAAAAGAAAUGCCUCCUCUUCAUACUAUGGUCCCCUUCUCCGUGUCUCUCUCCUAUCUCUAUUUCUUUCUUACUCUCUCCAUCGGUUCCUGGUUUUGCCUUCAUUCUAUACUCUUCUGCAACUCAUGUUACUGCUUCUUCCCAUGUAAAUUCCCUUUCGUUUCCUGUUAGUACCUUCACAACUCCAUAACCCAACUGCUGUUGCAGGUGAGCCGCACUCUGAGGUGGGUUUAUCCAGCUGAGGACUUCUUUAUUGUGAUGACAUUAUCUUCUACCAGUCAGGAAGCAGACUUUUCUGUUGCCCUAGCUCAGCAGUCACCUGUUAGUCAUUAUGACCUCAGUGGUUCUGUUCCCUAGCUGACGGGGAAUUGGCCAUGUGCUCAGCAGACUCAGCAGUCUCUGCCGAGUAUAUUUCUUCUCUGAUUGUAUUCAGCCUGUCUAGUAGUUAACUUUGUACUACAGAGGGACUCCAAGGAUAGUCUGACUUGCUGCUGUUUGUAUCUGGCAGGAUGUACAUGGAGGGCCACGAGGUUACCUUGGAUCAUCACUCUACCAACCCCACCGGGGACAGAAAAGACAGUGCCAAGUCCCUCCCCAGUGAAGCUAUCAAGAAGCUUAGCAGCAUAGAUAGUCUCUCUUCUGGCAGUAGUUUACAGCAAGAGACCUUUGCCACAGCACGUAACUUCAGCCCUCAAUUGAGUAGGAAGAUGGAUGGCACAACCAAUGCUUCCAGGAAGGCGCCUGUCAUCCCAAUAGACCUCGAUGGUGCACUGGAUACGAAUGCAUCAUGCAGCAAAUUGGAUUCCUCCUUGACCAAAGGGCUUCCUGGACCACCCUUCAUUUGCAAGCAUACUGUGGAUGACAUCAGUGCACAGGUCUCCUGGAUGGCCCCUUUCUCCAGGCAGCCGGUGAGUUUUUACCAGCUGGUGGUGCAGGAAGUAGACGUGAACAGUACAGAUACGGCCACUGAGAAACUCAACCCAUGGUUGCUCCAAAUAGCAAGCACCUCAGUUGAACUGCGGAACCUAACACCCAAUGUGGAGUAUCUCGUCAGAGUCCGUGCGGUGACUACAGCGGGUGCAGGGGAGUGGUGCAAACCCUACAAGUUUGCGACGCUGGUCCCCGCUGGGGAAGGAUUCUCGGAUCCAGGCCAUGUCACGGUUACAGUAUGUCGGAAAAAAGAUGCACACAGGAAAGUGAUUUGUUUAGAUAGAUGUGGCAGAGAGGGUCUUCAUGGUAGAUCGAAGUCAUUAAGGGUCUGGCCAAGCCAGACUUGAGCAGCAUAUAGCUGUGUAAAUAAAAGGAGAUGUGUCUUUCUCAUUGAACUGUAGAGAAGUCCCACUUCCCGACUGAUCAGCUGGUGCAAAUAAUUUAUCUAAACUCAACAAUGGAUCACUGUCUGGUUUAUGUGGCAUGUCAAACAAUAGACCUUAGAAACCAUGUUUUCAGUAGAAGUCUGCACCCUGGAGUUCUCAUUCAGGUUCCUGAGGAAGGGGCUCAGAGCUCAGGAGCUCCUCUGGGGUGUGAUGGCCUCUCCAUGGAAGUGCCGAAAUGGGAGUUUUGCUCUUUUGAAACUCGAGAUUCCAGGUGUGGGUGCUGAGCGGUGGGUGGUCAGGUCAUAUGUCUAACCCUUUGCCCUCACCAGGAGGGAACAGUUUCCAAAGACAACUAGAAUAUGCAAUGCAUCGCUUGGCCGGGGUAGAGAGAGGAUAUCUCAUGGUAAAAAUGAACAUCCCCCUUUUUUUAACCUCUUCCCAUGGUGUAGUGACAGUCUUACAGUGGAGGAAGGAUGGUUUUGUGGAUAAGACCUGGGAGAGCUGUGUUCAGCUGUCAGCUCUGGCUGUGCGGUCUCACCCCGGCAAGUCACUUAUCCUCCACAUGUCCAUUUCCCAGUUGUUAAAAGGGGGAUAAUCACACCUGCCUGCUUCUCUGUGCUUUUGAGCAUAGAAUCGUUCGUAUUUGCAGGGCACGCUGAUGAAGCCAUAGAAAAGCUUUUAUGUAAAUAAGUCACUUGGCUAAACAACUUGCUGCAGUGCUUUCAAGAAGCACUGAAACAUUCCACCAAAAUAUUGGUGUACCAUUACACGUUAACCAUAGGUUGUCAUAUGGAUGUUACAAGGAGGAGGAAGAAA
This is a messenger RNA of Pelodiscus sinensis (Chinese soft-shelled turtle), 2996 nucleotides long. Its product is annotated as fibronectin type III domain-containing protein 8. Gene Ontology annotation, molecular function: protein binding. The record is from RefSeq and is a predicted model, not a curated record. Lineage: Eukaryota; Metazoa; Chordata; Testudines; Trionychidae.